CUUAGCUUGUUAGCUGCUAACAAAGAGAGGCGGAAGUGAUCGACACAUCAAAACAGAGAUCCAAUACGUCUGUGUAGAACAUCUUCAUCCUGAGCAACAGCAGUGGAGCUUCAGGAUGCGGACGGAGGAGCCACAGCCUUCCCACAUUAAGAAGGAAGAGGAAUACCCACUCUUCACCCAUUUUAAAGAGGAAGAGGAGGACCCACUGACCCCUCACAUUAAAGAGGAAGAGGAGGAACACAGCAUCAGUCAGCAGGGAGAGCAUCUUGAAGGACUGGAGGAGGUUGAUGUCACCAAGAUGCCAGUGACUGGUGUCCCUGUGAAGAGUGAAGAUGAUGAGGUCAAAGGUGAAAGUGAGGAGAAGAGAGAGGCGGAGCCUCCAAGCAGCAGCUCAACACAACACAUGACAACAGAAGCUGAUGGAGACCACUGUGGAGGAUCACAAGCAGACAAGAUCUUAGCUCCACUAUCAGAUAGUGAGGACACAACGUCACACUCUCCUGACACUGAUGAUGAAGACUCUAAAGAUGAUAAGACAUGUCACACUGACAACACUCACUUUACAUGUUCUCUCUGUGACAAAACUUUCAAAUAUCCUCGAUGGCGCCCCAGACGGCCGCCUGGCUCGCCUGUCAGGAAAGCUGGCCCUGGGUCUCGGCCUCCUAUGCUCCGGCUCUUUGGCUUCAAGCCGGUAGACGCAGCGGAAGGGAUCUUCCUCAGUCUAUGUCACGACGUGGACUUGGGCGACGCAAAUUAUUGCGUGGGUUGCUUUCCCAAGAUGCAAACAAACUGA
This is a messenger RNA of Nerophis lumbriciformis (worm pipefish), 793 nucleotides long. The record is from RefSeq and is a predicted model, not a curated record. Lineage: Eukaryota; Metazoa; Chordata; Actinopteri; Syngnathiformes; Syngnathidae.